CCGGCAGGAAAAAAACCCAAAGAAGAAGACGAAGAAAACCUCGCGAGACUUCCGUCUUCUCGUCGUGUGCUCUGGUUAGCUCGGCUACCUCUCCGCUCCGCGUGAGCAUCAGAAGACAUCCGACGUCCUCCAGAGAAGAGCACUUCCUCUCAGACUUCCCCCCCUCCCCCCCAGUCCUUCAGACAGAGACCCUUAUAGCAGCCCGCCUCUUUCUCUUGACCCUCUUGUCCUGAACCGAGCCCGCCGGCGGCGUCAUGUCUCAGAAGUCGCAGUCUGAUGGGGGUCAGAAACACUUCGCCGUGGGCCGCGGGCUCCUGGCCGCCGCCGAGACCUUGAACUUCAGCAUGAACGAACAGCGAUCCGGCCGGCAGAUGGGGGGUGCGGCCUCUGGCGUGGGGGUGGGCGGCGGCGGCGGCGGCAGCGGGAUGGAUAACCAGGACGGCGGCUCCCAGAUGUCCCGGCGUGGCGGCGGCGGCCACAUUGGCAACACUAUGAAGCUGUUCGCCAGUUUGGGGCUGUCGCCCUCCGACCUGGACGCUCUGGCCGAGAUCCCGGAAGAGGACAUCAGCGUGGAGACGCUGCCGCGCAUCCUCAUGCAGCUCAAGAGCCGCAAGGGGGACGCGGGAGAGCGGCGGGGGGCGUCCUCCGUGUCCUCCGACGCCGGGUAUCGAGGAGGACGGGACAGCUGGGACAACGCGCACAUGGGGAGGAUGGGCGGUCCUUCUCUGGGUACCGGUUCAGCCCGGGGUCAGACCUCCGCAGACUUUGGGUACAGCUCGCUGCAGGACGGCGCUCCCAGCCAGGGCUACGGCUUAAAUUACGGCGGCGGCGGGGGGGGGAGCAGCAGAGAGAGGCCGUACUCGGAGCUUUCCCACCAUGACUCCUACGGUGGUGGCCUCAGCAUAGGGCCGCCGGCAUCCGACCCCGGCUUUAGGCAGAGGAGGAUUGGCUCCCCGUCCAACGGAAAGGUCCAAGACUUCUUGGGGGUCACGCCCCCCAUGUUCCCCCACGUGUGCUCUCUUUGUGACUUUGACGUUCACUCCACCAUGGAGUGGAACCAGCACACUAACGGAGUCCGGCACGAUGCAAACCGACGGCUGCUGCUCAACAUGUAUCAAGACUGGGAGCCUGGAAUGUCCUCGGGCAGAAGUGGGAGUCUGCUCGACACCCCCAACAUGUCUGCAGGGCUGCUUGGACCUGCCCCCAUGUCUUCAUCUCACACAGGAGGAGGGACGUCCUCCAGCUGGGGAGGAGGGGGAGGAGGUCCUGGUCUGUCGGGAAAGAACCAGUCGGGACAAAAUAAGCUGAGGAGCCGGGUGGUGGUGGUGAAGUACGACCGGAAGCCGCUGAGCAACAAAACCCUGUUCUCCUUCACGGAGCCGUUCGGCCGCCUGACGGAGCACCUGGUCCUCAAGAACAAGGCCUUCCUGGAGAUGAGCAGCCACGAGGAGGCCGUGGACAUGGUCAACUACUACGAGCAGCAGCAGGCGUCUCUGUACGGCAAGCCGCUCAGCUUCUACCUGUCCAGGAGGCUGAUGGUGAUCGAGAAAGACGAACGGGCGACCGAGAGGCACGUGGACCGACCCGCCCGGGAGGUCAAAGGUCAAGGCAGCCAGGUGGUGUUCUUCUCCAACCUGCCCAGAGAGGAGGAGAGGAAGAAGGAGCUGCUGACCAUCGCCGGACGAUUCGGCAUCGUGGAGAAACACCUGUUCUUAACCGACCAGGCGUUUGUCCAGCUGGGGACUCCGGAGGAUGCUGAGAUGCUGGUGAAAUAUUACAGCGUGAACUCUCUGACCAUCAAAGGGAGGCCGAUCCGCCUCAACAUCUGCACCAAGUACAAGACCCUGACUGUGAACCGGAGACAAGGAGGAGACGGCCGGAGCCAGAAGAGCAGCGGAGCUAACGCCUCCUCCGGCUUUGGAACCAGGACCUCCUUCAACCCCGCCAGGACCUCCUCGUCCAAAUCCUCAUCCAGGACCAGAGAGGAGCAAGAGAAGGAGGAGGAGCUGAAGCCCGAGGAGCAACCUCCUGCAGAGGAGGAGGAGGAGGAGGUGUCAGGGGUGAUGGAGGGGGAGGAGGUGGAGGAGCAGGUAACGGAUGGAGAUGCAGAGGGGGAGGAGCCAGAGGGAGCAGCAGAGGAGCCAGAGGAGGUCAAACAGGAGGAGGUUUCUGUUGACGUCACUGAAGACGCACCUGGAGAUGUGGGCGUGGCUGAAGGUGAAGUCCAACAGGAGGCGGAGUCAGAGGGACAAACGGAACAGGCGGAAGCCGACGUCACUGCUGAAGAACAUGAGAACAAAGAAGAACCGGCCGCAGAACCAGGGGAACCUUCAGAGACGGUGGAGGGAGAUCCGCCUGCUGACGUGUUUGAUGGAGACUUCCUGGAGAACAUGGAGGACUUUGUGACGCUGGACGAACUGGAGGAAGACGAGGACGAAGCAGACGGAGAGUCCGACUCCACCGACAGCACCAGAAGAGGAGGCAUGAGGGUGGUCAACAUCGUGGGCUUCAGACGAGGUUACAACUUCAUAAAUGAGCUGCAGGGACUCGCCAAACCUUUUGGGAAGGUGGUGAAACAUCUGGUUCUGGACCUGAGACCAGAGGCGUACCUUCAGUUCGCCACAGAAGAAGAAGCUAAAGCGAUGGCGAGCUUCUACAACAGCAACAUCACGGCGUCGGUGUGCGGCCGGCCGGUGAGGGUCAGUCACUCCAUCAGCUACCCGACCAUCCAGUGCGGCUCCAGUAAGGUGGUCUACGUGGGUCAGAUCCCCAACACUAAAUACUCCGACGACGCCGUCUUAAAACUGGCCGAGCCGUUUGGGAGAGUCAAGAAGUAUUUCCUCAACAGGCUGAAGAGAGAGUGUUUCAUAGAGAUGGAGAGAGCGGAGGAAGCAGAGAAAAUGGCGGAGGGUUACAAGGCGGAUCCCCCGAGGUUCAGCGGUAAACGUCUCACGGUCUACGUCAGCAGGAAGUACAGACAGCUCAAACAUGGACAUCGAUGUCCUGACCGACCCAAGAGGGAGAACAGCAGCAUGUCUCCCUCGUCCUCCCAACAGCCUGAAGAACCUCCUGCCAAGAAAUGUAAGGAGGAGGAGAAGGAACCAGAGGAGGAGGAGCAGGUGGAGGUGGAGGUGGAGGUGACGGGAGAGGCAGAGGAGGUGCAGAGUUGUGAUGACGAGAAAAAAGAAGAAAAGUCAUCGGAGGACAUUCCUGAAGUCUCUGAUCGGAACCAGACGAGCAGCCAGGAACUGCAGGAGGCGGAGCAGGCGGAGGCGGAGAUGGACACAUCGGCCAAUCAGAACGGACGUACCGAGGCCCCCCCGCCGGCUGAAAACAAACCCAGCGUAGCGUCUCUGCCGCUGCCCCCCCACGACCCCGACACCCCCAUCGGUGUGGAACAUGUGAAGAUGGGCUUUUACUGCCGCGUCUGCUUCCUGUUUUACUCCAACGAAGAGACGGCCAAGAAGACGCACUGCAGCAGCCAAACGCACCACGACAAGCUGCAGAAACAUCUGGAGAAGGAACAGACCAAAGCGGAGAAGAAGAAAGGGAAGAAGACGAGCUCCUAGAAGAGCUGCUGACUUUUUAUUCUUUUUAGGCUUAAAAGGAGAACAUUCUUUUAAAAAUAGUUCCAACUCAAACUGGUUCUUACUUUCACUUUGUGUGUAAAACCCAAGACAUCUUAAAGUUUCCUAAAAUGUCAAACUGAUUCCUUCGUGUCUCCUUUUGAAUCCUCGUGUAGAAAAAUGUGUUGAACUUUUUAUGUUGACGGAUUGUUUGUAUGAUUUAUUAAAUAAACCAGUUUCCUCAAAUGUGA
Messenger RNA from Cyclopterus lumpus (lumpfish), 3817 nucleotides. It is a transcript of the gene matr3l1.2, whose product is annotated as matrin 3-like 1.2. NCBI's taxonomy places the organism in Eukaryota, Metazoa, Chordata, Actinopteri, Perciformes, Cyclopteridae. The record is from RefSeq and is a predicted model, not a curated record. The transcript has 22 exons. Gene Ontology annotation, molecular function: RNA binding; zinc ion binding. The coding region runs from base 255 to 3569 and encodes 1104 amino acids. Gene Ontology annotation, cellular component: nucleus.